UCAAAGGUGGAGACAAAAACCACAAUGAUGAGACUCACGAGAAUCACAAAAAUCCAGCGUUUGAACCUUCAGACUGCGACUGUAGAGAUAUUUCUCCAGAGGAGGCUACUUCAAACACCGCCGAAGUUAAUGCUCCCCUUCAGAGGACACACCGCAUGGUGAGGAGUCAACAUGAUGGCGGCGACCUCAACAGACGUUUUGGAGAAAGCACCUGCACUCUGUUCUCAAAGAUGGAACCUCGCCAUAUUGUCUUUCUUUGGCUUUCUCAUCCUGUACGUCACUCGCGUGAACCUGAGUGUGGCCAUCAUCUGCAUGGUGCGCGCGCCAAAACUCAACGUCACCUCGGACAAUCACAGAAUCUUGGGUAAACAUGGACCCUCCCUCAACCACACCACUACUUUGCCCCUCGUCACUGCAGGCAACAGGACCACAGAGGAUGAUGGGAUCUCUGGAAGUGACUGCAGUCUGGAAAUCCUCAAAUCAGGCUUGAGUUUGAACGAUUGUGAGUUUGACUGGGACAAGAGGACUCAAUCUAGCCUUUUGGCCAUGUUUUUCUAUGGGUACAUCUUCACUCAAAUUCCGGGUGGCUGGCUGGCCGGUCGCUAUGGUGGGCAGCUCGUGUGGGGGGUCAGUCAGGCCGUCUGUGCCGUGUGCACCCUGGCAAUGCCACUGGCUGCACGUGCUAACGUCUACCUGGCCUACGCCCUUAGAUUUAUUCUUGGAUUAGGAGCGGGUGUUACUUUUCCAUGCAUUCACGCAAUGAUGGGCAGGUGGGCGCCGAAACUGGAGAGGAGCAAAUUAGUGUCCUUCAGCUUCUCUGGCGCAGCAACAGGUAACGUCCUCACCUUCUCCCUGUCGGCUCUCCUGUGUGUCUACGGCUUUGACAACGGCUGGGGCUCCAUCUUCUACCUGUCUGGGUUAGGUAACCUCCUGUGGGUCGUGGUGUGGUUCAUGGUGACGGCCGACACACCAGCGAAACACAAGAGGAUCAGCGAGGCGGAGAGGAACUACAUAGAGACUUCCAUUGGCGAGUCCCAAGUAAAAAAGGAAACCUUGCCGACCCCAUGGCGAGCCAUCUUCACAUCAGGUCCUGUCUGGGCAUGCAUCAUUGCUCACAUGUUGAAUAAUUACACGGGCUACACCAUGCUGACGUCACUUCCGAGUUUUAUGAAAGAGGUGUUGAAGUUUGAUAUUAAACAGAAUGGAGCUCUGUCGGCCGUGCCCUACAUCUGUACGUCUUUGGUGUCGGCAACAUCAGGACAGGUGGCGGACAAGUUGAGAGCUAAGGGAAUCCUCAGCACCAAGAACACAAGGAAACUCUUCCAGGUGAUGGCAUUUGUGGGAGGCGCUGUGUGCAUCGUUUGUGUGGCCUACCUGAACUGUACUCAACGGGGUCUGGUCGUCUUCCUGCUGUGUUUGUGCUUUUCGUUCCUGGGCCUCAACACCUCGGCGUACUGCGUCAACCACAUUGACCUCGCUCCCAGGCACGCUGGGGUGUUGUUUGGCAUCACCAACACCGCAGCUACAAUACCGGGAAUGAUCGCACCGCUGGUUGUGGGAGCCCUGACACCAAACGGAACAGCUGAAGAAUGGCGUCGCGUGUUUUUCGUGUGCGCUGGCCUGGCCGUUGUGGGAGCCAUCUUGUACUCCAUUCUGGCAGACGGAGAGUUGCAGAGCUGGGCGCUCCCUCCGGCCAUGGAGUACAUUGUCACUGACAUUAAGGGGGGAAAGGAAGAUGGCAAAGAAUACCUCGAGAAUCACCAACUCGAGUCUUUUCCACGUGCAGACACCUAUGUAAAGGAGGACACCCUAGAUGGCGCCGGUGUACAGUCCCUUAUCAAACCAAGUAAAGAUGCUGUGCAACCUUAGAAUGGAGGUGUUCAAGAACUAUUCCUGACUGCAAAAAGCAGCCUUGCCUGGACAUGCUUUUCUUAUCUGCGCCGUGCCGAGCCUGGAGAGACGGAAAUCAAAGGAAAACUCCAAAGUAAACCUGUCUGUGGUGUUGAUGUAGUGUCGACUUGAGGAACCAGGCACCUGAUGUCGUAUACUGCAAAAUCUCACUGACAGCAAACGCGAUGUUUAAGAGGAAAUACUUGAGAAACAUGUUUUGUCUUUGCUGUUCUAUUCCAGAUUCUACUAAAUCAUGAUUUGCCAAGUUUUACAUCUCUCAAGGUAAAGAAGUAGUCUUGUUACUUGUACACUUGGCUGAUAUAACAACAUUGAUAUCCGGUUGUGUAUAGUCUGGCCUAGCUUUGUCUCCAUCUUUGUGUAAGUGGUUGUCCUUUAGUUUUCUACCCAUGUAUACGUGGCUUUGAUAUAUGGUGAGUGUCAAUAGAAGACAUUUUUAAUGGUGUUACAAUGGUAUGGGAGAGACAGAAGCUGGUUUAUUCAGCAAGAAACAUGGAGCUGGCUGCACAACAACUUUUAAUUUUAACUCUAUUUAUAUAAUCUGUUUAUAAUUGUUUUAAAUAAGAUAAAACUGAUUAAGCCAGGCUUCGUUCCAGUCAGCACAUUUUUCUUAUGCGCAUGUGCAACUCAUCUUAAUCGUAAAGGAGUGACUUUUAACAAAACAUUUCUAACUUUUCUUCUUUAGAACAGUUUUAAGUUUUAGAAACAUGUUGUGUGACUAACUCAGGGAUAAGAAAAGGCCUGCCAGGGUAUUCUCUGUGUAUUUGUCUUCUUUGUCAAGUAAAUGUGAAAAAGCACUACAAUGUGCCCAUCACAAUAUCAA
This is a messenger RNA of Pomacea canaliculata, 2731 nucleotides long. RefSeq names its product sialin-like. NCBI's taxonomy places the organism in Eukaryota, Metazoa, Mollusca, Gastropoda, Architaenioglossa, Ampullariidae. Gene Ontology annotation, molecular function: transmembrane transporter activity. The coding region runs from base 172 to 1869 and encodes 565 amino acids. The record is from RefSeq and is a predicted model, not a curated record. The transcript has 13 exons. Gene Ontology annotation, biological process: monoatomic anion transport; transmembrane transport.